Molecule: messenger RNA, 2539 nt
Organism: Didymodactylos carnosus
Lineage: Eukaryota; Metazoa; Rotifera; Eurotatoria; Philodinida; Philodinidae
Source: the annotation of a GenBank genome assembly
AUGACCAGUCACAAAAAUAAAGAAAAAAACAAAGUGGGAGAUGUGGACAAUGAUAAGGAGAUAUCAAAUUCUUUCGAUUGUUCUUGUCGUUCAAAUGUGAAUAUUCGUUCACCUACCUGUGUUAAUUUGACACCACUUGUGUUGUCAAUAAAUACAACACAUUCAAUUUCUGUUAACAGAAAUACUUGUUAUACAUUUAAUCAUUAUCAAAUAUCGUUUACAUUUCAAAAUAAUUAUAUAAAGGCUCAAGUCUUCAAUAACAAACGAAUAUGUACCAGUAUUAAAUAUGAGAAUAAUUCUUUAACGUCGCUCAAUUUAUUCAUAACUAAUAAGAGUUUAUCAUCAUCUACUGUAGAAAGUAUUAUACAUUUAAAUAAUGAAUCAAUUAUUCUUUUACACAAUAAUUUUAUUCAAUGUUAUGAACAAAAACAAAAAACAAUCAAUAAUAAAUGUCGUCGAUUUAAACGAAAUAAUUUUCAAAAUCAAAAAUCAAGUUCAACUAUUGUUACAUUUAACAGUACAUCAUUCAUUGAAUAUCGUCAAAAAAAUUUACAAACAAUUAAAUAUCCAUUAAAAUUGUCAUUACGUUUUCGAACAAUAGGUCGAAUUUCAAAUGGUGUACUACUAUCAUUAACAAAUCGAAAAAAUUUAUUACCAUCAAAUAUUCAUCAAGUGAAUAAUAAUAAAUUAACAAUAUCAGAAAUGAAGUCACGUUUAGAUAUUCCAACACCUUAUAUUGUUAUUGAACAUUCAACAUCAAGAAUUGAAGUAACAAUAUUAAAAUUUGAUAAUAUAUUAAAAACUGUUAAGGUAAGUAGUAUUAAACAUAUACAUUUACAAUUAAUGUCAAAACAUUGAUCUUAUUGAAGAAAUAUAAUAAGAUAAUUGGUUAGAUCUUUUUUCUUUAUUUUUUAUUCACUAAUCUAUAUCAAUAUGGUCUAACUCUAUUCAUCAUAUCAUCAUUAGUACGAUACACUUUUCUUGUCAUAUUUAUCUUCAAUUGAUAAUAGACCAUAAAAACAUUACAGUCAUCUCAAAUUAGUCAUUUUCUGUUUAAAGAUAAUCGAGUAUUCUACAAUGAAUCUUUGCGUUAAAUAUCGUCCUUGUGUAGUGAAGUAUUCUUUAAAUAAAAUAAUUUGAUAAAUAAAUGUUUAUGAAAUUUAGAUAUUUUAUCGAGAAAAUGUAAAUUUCUUUUUAAAAUAGAUAGUGAAUAGGGAACCCAUUUAUUUUUGUAGAAUUCACAUGUUAUAAGCUCAAUUGGUAUUAGAAAUUUUCAGUUAAUAAAAUGGUACAAAAAUCUAUUCGUCAAAUCACAGUAUAGAAUAAGACAAACAUUGCAAUGUUAUUAUUUGAUUUUAUCCUUUAUAUAAAUAAAGAUUAUUAGUUUGUUCAGCUAGUUUCACAAAUGGCUAUCAGAACAAAGGAGAGAAGUAAAUCUGGAUUUGUUUCGAUACUUUGUAUAUAUGCCAUUGCAAUCUAGACUAACAAAUAUUGUAUAAUUUUGUUAUCGAUCUCAAUUUCUUCUUCUCCAUGGUCGCUCUAUUCUUUUUUUUUUUUUUUUGUCAUAGUUAAUCUAUUUUCUCAUUAAUUUUAAACAAGCCUUUCGAAAAAAAAAAAAAAAAAAGUUUUGCGUUUUUCACGCACCAUCUAGCAUGAUAGUGAGAAAAGAUGAACGGACGAAAAGAAAUGCAAUUUUGAACAUAUAUAUUUUUUUAUCGUUAUUUCUUGUUCAUCUUUUUUUCUCUCUAUUUAUUUAUUCAUUAUUAUUCUAAGUUCGAUUUUUCUCUCCCUCUUUCUCUUUUUCUCUUUAUCGAAAGUAAAUUUAAUUUUCAUUAGAUAAGCACAGUUUAAACAACAGCAAUAGCGACAACAAAAAUAAAAAAGACAAUUUUUAAUGACGUUAUGGUUUUGUUUCUUUUUAUGAAUGAUUCGGAGAAGAGAUGAGAAGUGCGAAAUAUUAUUUUUCUUCUUUUCCCCAAGGUCUUUUUACAUGAUCUAUACAUAAGAAAAUCAAGUCACACAUAUUAAUUAGGAUAGAAAGAGAAAAAUAAACUAAGAGAAAAUACUAAAAUAUAAAUUUAAUUUGAUCAUAAUCGUUCAUGACAUGACGAACGAUAUCCAUUUUGUUAAACAAUUAAAUUUAAAAAAUAAAAUAAGAUUUUUUCAGCUAUCGUAUACAUAUAUAGAGAGAUCGAAAUAAAAUAUAUAUAUUAGAUAUAAACAUGUUUUGAUAACAACAAGACAUAUCGAUUCUAAACACUAACGGGUGUUCCAGAAUAAAUCGGUCACUUAGUAUUUUCUUCAUAUCUUAAUUGGAUUUUAUUCCCUAAACUUUGUUGUUUUCUUAAAAGAUGUGUCGUAAAAUUCUCUACAAAAAAUAUAUUAAACAUUUUUCUAUAUAUCGUAAAGAUGAAAGAAUAUAGAAGAAAUACUGCGAAGCUUCGAUCUCGAUUACUUUGCAACUCAAAAAACAAUUUUUUCAAUUUUAGUCCUUCAUACUUUGUGAAACAAAAAACAAGAAGAUGGCCAUUUGAUAGCC